Messenger RNA from Phragmites australis (common reed), 2044 nucleotides. RefSeq names its product protein FAF-like, chloroplastic. Lineage: Eukaryota; Viridiplantae; Streptophyta; Magnoliopsida; Poales; Poaceae. The transcript has 2 exons. The coding region runs from base 387 to 1670 and encodes 427 amino acids. The record is from RefSeq and is a predicted model, not a curated record.
CCCUGUUGAACCAUAAGAGCAUACCCUGGCAAGAAAUGCCAAAGCAUCACUUGCAAAAAGGCAGAGGAAAACAGAGCAUGGUGGAGGCAAGUAGUGGAGGAGCAUGGGGCCCUCCCCAUAGGCCCUGGACGGCCAAUGCCCUCUCCUUGCCCCUGCCUACAAAUAGCGCUCGAGCUGAGCAACCACACCAGACAUGCUUGCAACAAAGAGGAGUUUGUGUUGUGUAACAAGAGCGGGAUAGAUAUCUAGCUCAAGAGCCAGGAUUACCAGCCAAGAUCACCAAACUUCCAAGACCACAAGGGCUUCCAAAUUCCAAGCUUCCCUUGCUCGCAUCCUCGAGGGAGCAAGCGCGACAGCCACUUCACAUCUUUCUCCAGGCGGCGAAGAUGUCGGUGGCGGUGUGCCGUGGCCCGGCCGUGCCGGCGUUCGAGGCGCCCAGCUGGCUGCACCCGGUUGAGCCGUACAAGCCCGAGGUCGUCGUCGACCACCGGCCUGCGCAGGUGGACAUAUGGAACGCCAUCCAGGCCGACGUGGACAAGGCGACCGCCGGCGCCAAGAAGGCGUCCAAGCCUUACGUGCACCCGCUUGUGCGCCGGUCGUCGAGCCUGAUGAACCAGAAGAGCCUCGAGAUCUGCACCGAGAGCCUCGGCAACGAGACCGGUUCCGGCGAUUUCACUGCGUCCCUGGACGUCGCCGACAUAGCCAGCCUCUUUGACUCGCCGAUGCCGGCGGCGGCUGCUGAGGCGGAGGAGUCCUUCUGGCAGCACGGCGCGGCGCGCGAUUAUGCGGAGGAGCAGUGGGAAAUGAAGGAGCUCGUGGCGGUGAACUACCACUGCUCGGCUGGGACGCGGUCACCGCGCCGCUCGUUCCCGCCGCCGCUGCCGUCCAUGUCGCGCCGCGACGGGCCGUGCCUGCAGAUGCGCCCGCGCCGCCAAGACGGGCGCCUCAUCAUCGAGGCCGUGGUCGUGAGGCCGCGCGGGUACCUCCACGCGAAGCGCCAGGGUGGCCGUCUCCGCCUCUCCUUCGUUGAGUGCUCUGCUCGCGAGCAGAGCGCGGCGAGCAAGAUCACCACUGCAGCAGCUGAGGUGUCGUAUUUCCCGGCCGUGGAGCCCAAGAAUGAACAAGAGGAAGAGGCGGCCAUGGAAAUAGAGGAGGAAGACGAGGUGGAAGAGGAGGAGGAGGUCGAGGUGGUGGACAGGGGCAGCGUCGUGGAGGUCAAGGUGAGCACGCAGCCGCAGACGCCCGCCGCCGUCAAGGUGCACCGUUCGACGCUCGUCAUCAACAAGUUCGUCGGCAGCACGCCUUUCACCAUCGACCAACCCCGUGGCCACGCCGACACGAACACGGCCUACUCUGAGGCAGCCUGCGACGAAACGGCGCAGGCGCCGCCACCCCCGACGCUGCGCCGGGUUCCGUCGUCCACGACGACGCUGGCGGCCGCGGUCGCCGUGGCCUCGACUGGGACCGACGUCCUGCGCGCUCCAGAGGACGACGACGAGUGCGGCGGGCUGCACCUUUCCGCGUCGGCCGCCGCUGAACGGAAGCAGCUCCUGCUGUUCACGUCGCGGCGGGGCGACAAGCAGGACCUGCUGCAGAGCGUGCGCCGGUGCCGGCAACUGCGGCAAAAGCCGCUCUUCAUCCUCGAGCCCUACUGCAUUGCCACCACCUAAAAAAAUCGAUCGAUCACCACCACACCACACUACACAGCUGCGAAUGCGACAGUUCGGUCGCCUCGCCAUUGCUAGGCUUAAUUAAUUACUAGUAAAUCAAGCACGGUCCUAAUUAGCCGCUUAUUAUAAUAACCUCAAUCCGUCGUCACACUGGCUGCUGAAUGCUGGUCAUUUUUUUUUUUUUUUUUUUUGCGACACAUCCUUAGCAUGUGUUGCUGGUGUUUUUUUUACCGCGCGUCGGCCAGUUGCCUUUGGUCCCUUGCAAGUGGCCUCGUGCGUGCUGUAAUUGUUGCUCUGGUAGCUUGUCCCUUUGUAUUUGCAGUGUGAUUUGAGUAAUUAUUAAUGAAUGAAUGAAUUAACAGAUUCGCUGUAAC